Messenger RNA from Arachis stenosperma, 747 nucleotides. Its product is annotated as ribonuclease 1-like. Gene Ontology annotation, biological process: RNA catabolic process. The transcript is spliced from 4 exons. Lineage: Eukaryota; Viridiplantae; Streptophyta; Magnoliopsida; Fabales; Fabaceae. The coding region runs from base 28 to 747 and encodes 239 amino acids. The record is from RefSeq and is a predicted model, not a curated record. Gene Ontology annotation, molecular function: RNA binding; ribonuclease T2 activity. Gene Ontology annotation, cellular component: extracellular region.
AAAGGAAAUAGUUAAGACCAAAGAGAGAUGAAAAUGGCAAACAGCUCCAUUAUUCCCAUCAAGUUUUUGAUACUUGUAGCUCUUGCAAACAUUUGUGUUUCACAGGAUUUUGAUUUUUUCUACUUUGUACAACAGUGGCCAAGUUCAUCCUGUGACACAAAGCAAGGUUGCUGCUUUCCUCAGACAGGAAAACCAGCCUCCAAUUUCACCGUUCAUGGCCUUUGGCCUAAUUUCAACAAUGGAUCAUUUCCAUCCAAUUGCAAAUCUGUAGAAAACUCCUUCGACGAAUCCAAGAUGAGUGACAUAGUUCCAAGAGCAGAAACAAGUUGGGCAGCAUUCUCUUGUCCAAGCAAGAAGAAGACAAACAGCACAAACAGCGACAACAUGAAGCUCUGGAAACAUGAAUGGGACAAACAUGGCACUUGCUCCCACUCUGUUCUUCACCAACAUGCAUACUUUGACUUCACUUUGAACCUCAAGGACCAUAUUGACCUCCUUCAAAUCCUUCUAAAUAAUGGAAUCAAACCAGAUGGAAAGAACUACAGCGUUGAAAAGAUAAGACAAGUUAUAAAAGAAGCAAUAGGGUUUAAAGCUGGCAUAAGAUGCAACACAGAUGUUUCUGGUAAUAUCCAGCUUAAUGAGAUAGUUCUUUGUGUUGAUAAAUCAGCAGCCUCCAGAAGCUUCAUUGAAUGUCCAGUACUACCAGAUGCAAAUUGUCCAGACAAUGUUGAGUUCCCCAUCUUCUAG